AUGUCUCGCCAAAUUGCCAGUAAUAGUAAUAUUAGCUUACCAAAGACUUCAAGUUCAAAUACGCGUCAGGGUUCUGUUGAACCCAUACGACGUUUUAUAAUCAAAAAAAUGGUUUUAACCAAUUUUAAAUCGUAUUUUGGACAAGUUGAGAUUGGCCCAUUUCACAAGUCCUUUUCUACGAUUGUCGGACCAAAUGGUUCUGGAAAAUCUAAUAUCAUAGACGCGCUUUUAUUUGUAUUUGGACAUCGUGCAAGUAAAAUGAGGCAAGGAAAAUUAUCAGGACUUAUUCAUUCAUCACAAGGAUGUGAGAACCUGGAUGCUUGUAAUGUGGAUGUGCAUUUUGAAGAAAUCCUUGAUACGCAUGAUCCAGAUGAUUAUGAGGUUGUACCUCAAUCUCAGUUGGUUAUCUCGCGUCAAGCUUUUCGCAAUAAUGCUAGCAAGUAUUUCAUUAAUGGACGACAAAGCAAUUACACUGAAGUUACAAGUCUUUUGAAAGAAAAGGAGAUCGAUUUGGAUCAUAAACGGUUUCUAAUUUUGCAGGGAGAAAUUGAAUCAAUAUCUCAGAUGAAACCCAAAGCACCAAAUAAGCAUGAAGAUGGACUCUUGAAGAACGUUAUCGUAACUUCUAAAUAUAAAAUCCCACUUGAAGAAACUAAUGAAAACGUUCAGAGAAAUUAA
Molecule: messenger RNA, 678 nt
Organism: Funneliformis geosporum
Lineage: Eukaryota; Fungi; Glomeromycota; Glomeromycetes; Glomerales; Glomeraceae
Source: the annotation of a GenBank genome assembly